Molecule: messenger RNA, 363 nt
Organism: Mesocricetus auratus (golden hamster)
Lineage: Eukaryota; Metazoa; Chordata; Mammalia; Rodentia; Cricetidae
Product: PDZ domain-containing protein 11-like
Exons: 1
Coding region: 1-363 (120 amino acids)
Biological process (GO): protein localization to basolateral plasma membrane; neurotransmitter secretion; maintenance of epithelial cell apical/basal polarity
Cellular component (GO): synapse; basolateral plasma membrane; cell-cell junction
Molecular function (GO): protein binding
Source: RefSeq, a predicted model, not a curated record
AUGGAUACCCCGAUCUCUUAUGAUGACUACCAAGUGGCUUUCCUGCCUGACUACGAGAACCCUCGAGCGUGGAUUCCUUCUCAUGAGAGAGUAUACCACCCAGACUACAACAAUGAGUUGACCCAGUUUCUGCUUGGAAUCGGCACACUGAAGAAGCCUCUGGGUGCUCAGCUGGGAUUUAACAUCUGGGGAGGAAAGGUCUCCCAGCUAGACAUCUUCAUCUCCAAGAUGAUUCCAGACUCUGGUGCACAUCAAGCAGGACUUCAAGAAAAGGACCAAGUUCGAGCUGUGAAUGAUGUGGAUUUCCAGGAUAUUGAGCACAGCAAAAUUAUCAUCGCCAAAAAAGAGAGAACUGUGCACUAG